This is a messenger RNA of Emericellopsis cladophorae, 1644 nucleotides long. RefSeq lists its product as uncharacterized. Lineage: Eukaryota; Fungi; Ascomycota; Sordariomycetes; Hypocreales; Bionectriaceae. The transcript has 3 exons. The record is from RefSeq and is a predicted model, not a curated record. Bases 1 to 1644 code for a protein of 547 amino acids.
AUGCGCCCAUCCUUCCCAUACUCUAGUCGCAACAGUGGCAGGCCGCCAGCCUCAGCGUCUCCAUGGCCCCGCUCGUUGUCCGCAGUCUCGAUAUUGUGGCUUGCGAUAGGGGCUUUGGCGGGCGAGACCGUGAGUGUUGUCGAAGCCUCCAAAUGGUAUGACUGGGGGUUUUUCGGCGCGGCCCCUCUCACCAGCUACGAAUCCUUUGGCGCCGAGUCGCCCUUGUUCAGCCUUUUGCAAACCGAUGAACGCUGCUAUGAUGGCCUCAUCUUCAUCGAGCCCCGUGGCGUCUACGUCGAGACGCCUGGUCCGGUAGUCACCGACAAGGACGGCAACCUCAUAUGGAUGGCGACAGAAUGGGGGCAGGCGAUGGACCUCAAGGUGCAGAAAUACAAGGACAAGGACUACAUUACCUUUUGGCGAGGAAGUGAUAGCGGAACUUUUGGCUCCGGCUCCUACAUUAUGCUUGACGAGACCUACGAAUUAUUCAAGGAGAUCGAGCCAGUCGGCGAGGGAUUGACGGGUGAUCUACACGAGUUUCGCAUCACGGAAGAGGGAACCGCGCUUAUGACCAUCUAUCACCGUGUGCAGGUCGCUGCAGAUGGGGAGGGGACGGACAAGCUCUGGAUAUACGAUGGCUACUUUCAAGAGGUCGACAUUGCAACGGGGGAACUCGUAUUUGAGUGGCACGCCUCUGAUCAUAUCUCUGCCACGAACAGCAAGCAACCACUCGAUGGCACCGGCGGCUCUUUCGACAAUGCAUACGACUUCUUCCACAUCAACAGCAUAGACAAGGACGCCAACGGCAACUAUCUUGUCUCGUCUCGCAACGUGUGGGGUGUCGCCUGCAUCAACGGCACCGACGGCAGCCUCUUGUGGAACCUCGGUGGUCAAGCGAACUAUUUCGAGGAUCUCUCCGACGGCGCAGCAACAGAUAUGGCCUGGAACCACCACGCAUCAUGGUAUGGCAACUCGUCGCUCACCCUCUUCGACAAUGCGUACAACGGCCAUCACUGGUCCUCGGAUCGGUCCCGCGGCCUCAUCAUUGACCUUGAUCUGGAGAAUUGGACUGCCAAGGUACGACACGCCUACGUCGCGCCUCAGCACAGUCUGACCCCGUCGCAAGGCUCGGUCCAGGUACUGCCCAAUGGCAAUGUCUUCGUCGGCUGGGGUCAUACUCCUGCCUUUACGGAAUUCACCAGGGACGGGGAGGUCCUCUGCGACACACACUUUGGACCUAUUUGGUUUGCCAAUUUCUCCUGGACAAAGACGUACAGGUCGUUCAAGUUCCCGUGGGUAGGGAAACCCAAAACCGUGCCUUCUGUGGCCAUGAGACCCCGUCAGAAUGCGCUCUUUGCGAGCUGGAAUGGUGCCACGGAAGUGGCACGCUGGGUUUUGCAGAGCAGCGUCGACUUCAAUAGCAGCGACAUCAAGGACCACGACGACGUUCCAAAGGUCAAGUUCGAAACAAAGAUCCAGGUUCCAGACGAGGCAGAAAUGUACGUCCGUGUCCUGGCUAUGGACAGGAACGGCAACGUCCUGGCCCACUCUAACCCCGUGUCCCGAUACGAGAAGACCCCUCCUGUUCGCCGCCGCAAGGUGGCGCCGUGUUCUCUUGAGACAAUAUCGAGCGUGUUUCCCUAA